Cladocopium goreaui is the source of this 2221-nucleotide messenger RNA. NCBI's taxonomy places the organism in Eukaryota, Dinophyceae, Suessiales, Symbiodiniaceae. The record is from the annotation of a GenBank genome assembly.
CCAGGCGCCGUUCCAGCAGGCGGGCUACUCGGCCGGAGCGCCUUUGUUUUUGGGCGCGGAUCCAGCGUACAUCGUCAGCUGCACGAGCGCUAUUCGCUGCCCCGAACUUCCCAUUGGCAGCUGUCCAGCGGGGAAUUGGGGCAUUGGAUGUGUGAAUUGCGUGGCCAACCAUUACGACGAUGAUGGCAUUUGCAGAUCCUGUUCCGAGUCGGCCUUCUCGGUGUGGCCAUUGAUUGCGGCCAUUCUGUUGGGCAUCAUCGCACUGGGCGUGCUCUACAAAUUUGCCGUCACCGUGGAUCGCUCCAGUCGUGACUCGGUGGCGACCAUCAUCUUGGGCGCCAUCUUCGUGCUGCUCAUCCAGCUUGGGGUACCAAACUUCAGCACCGUGCGCGUGGAAUGGGUGGAACCUCUGAAGACCCUGCGCUCCGUUUUCUCCUUUAUGACCUUCAAUGUGGAGGUUGUGAGGCCUGGCUGCUGGAUGAGUGGUCGCAGCCCCUUGAUGAGCUAUUUGGGUUCCCUGGCCUGUUAUCCCUGUGCUGCGCUGCUGAUUCUAUGCCUGCUGGCGAUUGCCAAGUACUUCCAGGUGGUGGUCACCUGGAACGAAGCCAUCAAUGCCAUUGGCGCCAUGCUCCUGGCCUUCUACACGGCCUUGACGUCCUUAACGCUUCGACCCUUCAGAUGCGUGGGGAACCCGGACGGUACUGCAUCCAUGGUCUACUAUCGGAACAUCAUUUGUUGGAAAGACGAUCUUCACUGGGCCAUGGUCGGCAUCUCCAUGAUUCCCUUCUUUGGUGCCGUGGUCUCUUUCUAUGCUUUGACCAUUUGGGCGGUUCUGAACUAUGCGCGCAAAGUGGCUAGCUCUGGUGGCGUGAAGUAUGUGAAGCGAUUUAGUUUUUUGUUUGGGCGCUUCAAUCCACAGCAUUUCUAUUUCGUGCUGAUUCUGAACACACGGAAUCUUCUGAUCGCCGUUACGCCUGUGUUGCUGCAAAUGUACAACGAGUUGCUCUUCACUUUCUUCAUCUUUACUUUGACCCUCUAUGCCCUUCUUCAGGCUCAUAUUUGCCCCUGGAGGACCCAGUUGUCAAACCUUUUGGACGCAGUCAUAUCCUGUUUUCUGGUGGCCGCCUGCGCGAUCGGCAUCACCCUGCUGGACUUUGAUGUGAAACGACAAACCAUCACCAUCCAGAUCAUGUCGAUGCUUUCGUGUCUCUGUGUCCUCAUGCUCUUUUUGUCCUUGCUGUGCUACUCCGCCUAUCGCGCCUAUCGGCCCACACGCAGCUACGGCAUCUUCCUCAGUCAUCACAAGCUGGGUGCUGCGGUCCUGGCAAGGUGGUUCAAAAUGAUGCUGAACGAGCGCAUUACUGACCGGAUCUUUUUGGACUCCGAUGAUGUGAGCAAACUGGAUGCCAUUCUCGAUGUGACCUCUUGGGAUACAGAGAACGUGGUGGUCCUCAUGACCUCAGAGACCAUGAAGCGCAUGUGGUGCGCCGCCGAAGUGGCCUCCGCCUGGGAUUCGGGCACCAACCUGGUCCUGGUGAGCUGCGAUGGCAAUCGCAUUACCCAGGGACUCAUCGAGGCGGUCCCCGAGUUGUGGUCCGAGCAACAGAAGGCGACCCUGUUUAGCACCGGCGUUCACAUUGACAUGAUCGUGGACGCCUAUAAAGAUCUUCUUUUUGCACCCGUCAUCUCACUGCUGCGCAACGGUGCUCGAAGUGAUGCCCACCACGAGGCCGUGAAGGAGGUCAUCAGUCAAUGCCGAGGGUGCUAUGGCCUGGGUGGCUCGUGGAAAGUGCAAAGCAUUGGGAACGAAAAAAAGUUCCACACCUGCGGUGGUCCCAGGUACACGGAUCCCCUGGACGAAGACACAGGGGCGCCUCAGAGAUCCUCCUCGGGCAAGAAGGGCAAAGGGUCACCUAUGCCUGAUGAGGAGUUGGAGCCGCCCUUCACUGGCCACGAAUUCCUGGAUGGUGUCAUCGGCGAGGACGGUGCGGCCGUGCUCGGAGGCAACGACGACUGGCUGCUGCCGGUCCAUUUGCUGCCGGCCAUUUAUUGGCUCAGGCUAGAGGAUGUGACCAAGCUGGAGGGCAGCAUUUGGGAAGCUUUGCAGCCUUUGGAGAUUCCCUUCAAAGUGGAGGGCUGAGGGUUUGAGUCCAAGAAAUGGACCGCUGGAAGGAGCGCUGAAGAUUUUGGAAAGCCACUUGGAAAAGUCGUUUUGUUUUCC